Messenger RNA from Aspergillus nomiae NRRL 13137, 1226 nucleotides. Its product is annotated as eukaryotic translation initiation factor 4E. Gene Ontology annotation, cellular component: eukaryotic translation initiation factor 4F complex; cytoplasm. The coding region runs from base 162 to 1226 and encodes 354 amino acids. Gene Ontology annotation, biological process: translational initiation. The transcript has 3 exons. The record is from RefSeq and is a predicted model, not a curated record. Lineage: Eukaryota; Fungi; Ascomycota; Eurotiomycetes; Eurotiales; Aspergillaceae. Gene Ontology annotation, molecular function: RNA 7-methylguanosine cap binding; translation initiation factor activity.
UCGAACUGCCACCAUCUGCCUUUCGUCUGCAUUGAACAUUUUAGCGCUUUCCAGAUAUACGGUAUCAUUCGGUUUUUACCCUACGCAGUUAAGCCGCCAGUUUCUCCGUUCUAUUGCCUGAUGACCGCUCGUUUUCUGAGCCGUCUCAUUAGGUAGCUAUCAUGGAUAACGCAAAUCUUUGGACUCGCCGAUCCAACUCCUCUAAGUUGUCUCUGUCUAUGACGGGAACAGACGGCAAAGACGGUGCCAAAGUCGAACUUCCCCGCACAAAGCGUUUUGGUCCUGAUAGCUCCCACGGUCGAUCGAAUCCCUUCAACGCUCUAUCUCCUCUUUCGGGCGGUGUGUCCUCCCCGUCGACGAACGCCUCGUCUGCAUUCGGCCUGGGAUCCGGCGCCUUUGCAUCUUUCGGUGCCCCCAAAACUCCCGGCGGCUCCGACCUCAAGACGCCCCUCGAGAAACGAGACAACCCGACGGAACACGACUCGGUGGAGGGCACGAAGACGAAGGCCGCUAGUUCUAUCAUCAGAGAACACCCUCUGAAAUCCACCUGGAUCAUUUGGUACCGUCCACCCACGCCUAAAUACUCCGAUUACGAAAAGUCAACCGUCCCCCUUGCAUCUAUAUCCUCGGUCGAAAGUUUCUGGUCGAUAUAUUCGCACUUGAAGCGGCCUUCUCUUCUACCCACUGUUUCCGACUAUCAUAUCUUUAAAAAGGGCAUUCGCCCUGUAUGGGAAGAUGAUGCCAACAAGAAGGGUGGGAAGUGGGUGGUGAGAUUGAAGAAGGGUGUUGCUGAUCGGUACUGGGAGGAUCUUCUCUUAGCUAUGGUUGGUGACCAGUUCGCGGAGGCUGGUGAUGAAGUUUGCGGUGCUGUCCUCAGCGUACGGAGUGGCGAGGACGUGUUGAGUGUCUGGACCAGGAUUGACGGUGGGCGCAAUAUCAAGAUCCGGGAAACGAUCAAGCGUCUGCUGGGCUUCCCGAUCGAUACCAACAUUGUCUGGAAGAGCCACGACGACAGCAUUGCUCAGCGCUCUGCCAUUGAUCAAGCUCGUCAGGAGAAGGCCGCCGGAAACAACGGCCACCACCAUCAUCACCACCAUCACCAUCACCACAACAAUAACAACAACAACAACAACAACAACCCACAUCAAAAUCUAGGUACAGAUCGACGAAGAGUUACGGCUAAUGAUGACUCUACGGGAGAUAAAGAAAAGGGAGCGGCGUCGUGA